AUGAAGUAUCCUGCAACUUGUGCUCCCCCCCAACAGAAACCCCCCCUCACUACCCCCCACGCGAUGCUGUCGUCCCUGAAGACCCUGCUGCUGCUCUCAGUCCUGUGCUCGCCCUCCUCCAACCUGUGCCUCCGUCUGGCCCGCGGCCGCUCCGACGUCCUGUGCGAGCGCCGGGCGCCCGGCGGGAUCUCCCCGGAGGACGCUUGGGGCUCCCUACCGCAGUCCCCCGCGGACUACCUCGCCGACUCCGCCGCGAGUCGGGAGAAAAGGACUUACGGCGCCGGGGCCAAGGCGCGCUUCCUGAAGAGCCGGGCCAAGCUCCGGGGCGGCGGGGCCGGCCAGGACGAGCGGCGGAGCGGGGUGACGCUGUCCCUGGAUGUGCCCACCAACAUCAUGAACGUCAUCUUCGAAAUGGUCAAAGCCCGCAAGCAGCGAGAGAAAGCGGCCGAGAACGCGCGUUUGCUCGCCCAGAUCGGCCGGAGGAAGUGACGCGGAGGGCGCGCUUUUUUUUUUUUUUUUGUCUCGUCUUUGAAAAGGAACUUUUAUGAGUUUUUCCAUCGUUUGCAGUGUGUUUCUGUCGGGGGGAGGGGGGUGGGGGGGUGACUUCCGGCCCGGCGCCUCAUUGAAGAGCCCGCGCACGGCGUACGCGUACCAAUCGGGACUUCAAAGUAAACCCGCCUUUCCGGACAUGGCCAAUUAUCUUUUAAAAUGACGUCAACGAAGCCGAUUUCCCCAGUUAUGCCCAAAUGCCUGUGAUUAUUUUUUUCCGAACUGCCACUUAAGAAUUGCUUGACGUGCAUCGUGUCUCUCACCCGUCAUCCUUUUCAGAGCGGCAAAAGUCCAAAGGCACGACGGCCUCGCUGUAAAUUGCAUGAGAAUGCGUGAAUGUACUCAUCAGAUGUUAUUUUUAUACGUGAAACGAAUAUUUUGCCCAAAUAAAGCACAUGCCACAAACUACUGCCUCUUCCUGCGCACUUUUUUUUUUUUUUUUUUUACGUCCAAUUUUGAACCGAAAAGUGGCCAGCUCAAGACAUGAUACAAUGCUGCCACCUUCUGGUACAUCAGCGCAACUACAAAUGUGCCUCUUGUUCAGGUGAACCUCACUAUCUGCUAUCCAAAUACAAAUCCAGGAGAAAGUACAAAAAUUGAAAGAGAAAGAUGGAAAAAAAAAUUGCACCAAUUAGAUAGGACUGAUAAAGAGCACAGAAACUCAUAUAAAAGAGGCAAGUGGUGUAGAAUUUUUGCCUCGGGUUCAGGGGGCCUCGGGUUCGAUCCUCACUUCUCUACAUGGAUGCAGAAAUGCAAACAUUGAAGGAGAGAAAAUGGAGGCUAAAGAGGGAAUUGAACCCAAGCCAAGCUAAACACAAGGCAAGUCUGUAGACCACUUGACUAUUUCCACCUUGGCUCGUUUGGAGGUUGGAUUCCGUAUUUUUUCCUUUGUGUAAAAAAAAAAAAAAUGGAACAAAAGUCCUCAAAACAACUGAAGAAAGCUGAAACCAUCGCCAAAAGAAUUUCAGGCUGGCUGCGACAUUAAACAUCAUCACAUUUUUAACUCACGUAACACGCCAGGAAAACAAAAGUGUCGCUGAUGGUGUAGUGGUACCCUUGCCUGACUUCAGUGCGGGCAGCGUGGGCUCGAUUCCCACUCAGUGAUGGUGUUGAAACUCACCCGGUGACUCGCUCCGAGUGCCAGCACUCUUGUG
Syngnathoides biaculeatus (alligator pipefish) is the source of this 1703-nucleotide messenger RNA. It is a transcript of the gene ucn3l, whose product is annotated as urocortin 3, like. Gene Ontology annotation, biological process: adenylate cyclase-activating G protein-coupled receptor signaling pathway; hormone-mediated signaling pathway; cellular response to nutrient levels. The transcript has a single exon. Lineage: Eukaryota; Metazoa; Chordata; Actinopteri; Syngnathiformes; Syngnathidae. Gene Ontology annotation, molecular function: corticotropin-releasing hormone receptor 2 binding; hormone activity. The coding region runs from base 1 to 489 and encodes 162 amino acids. The record is from RefSeq and is a predicted model, not a curated record. Gene Ontology annotation, cellular component: extracellular region.